Molecule: messenger RNA, 1300 nt
Organism: Gastrolobium bilobum
Lineage: Eukaryota; Viridiplantae; Streptophyta; Magnoliopsida; Fabales; Fabaceae
Product: probable serine/threonine-protein kinase PBL5
Exons: 5
Coding region: 40-1287 (415 amino acids)
Biological process (GO): protein phosphorylation
Molecular function (GO): ATP binding; protein kinase activity
Source: RefSeq, a predicted model, not a curated record
GAUUUUUCUUGGUUUAGCUGAGACAAAGAUAAAAAAAACAUGGGUUGCUUUCGUCUUAAAGGAAAAUCACGCAAAAAAUCGGACAGCAACCUCUCUAAUAGCCGUGUCGAGAAGCCUAUCAUUCUCACUGUUGCUGAAAAAGUCAAAGUUGAUUUGAAUGUAAAUGGAGAAGGAGAAGAUAAUUCUAAGGAUGAUAAACUUUAUCUGGACGUGAAGAAUUUGAAUUUAAAUGAGGUUUCCAAGGAUGGAAAACCAAACGGUUGCCGGGCACAGACGUUUACGUUCGAUGAGCUUGUAGCUGCCACAGGGAAUUUUAGGUCAGAUUGCUUUGUGGGCGAAGGAGGGUUCGGCAAGGUUUAUAAGGGGCACAUAGAGAAAAUAAACCAGGCUGUAGCUAUAAAGCAACUCGACCCUCAUGGGCUUCAAGGAAUUAGGGAAUUUGGUGUUGAAGUUUUGACACUGAGUUUGGCAGACCACCAUAAUCUUGUCAAAUUAAUUGGGUUUUGUGUGGAGGGAGAGCAGAGGCUAUUGGUUUAUGAGUACAUGCCAUUGGGAUCUUUGGAGAACCAUUUGCAUGAUCUUUGGCCCGGAAGAAAACCACUUGAUUGGAAUACUAGAAUGAGAAUAGCAGCUGGUGCAGCUAGAGGUUUGGAGUAUAUGCAUGAUAAAAUGAAGCCUCCCAUCAUAUACCGUGACCUGAAAUGCUCCAACAUUUUGUUAGGCGAGGGAUAUCAUCCCAAGUUAUCUGAUUUUGGCUUGGCAAAAUUAGGCCCAAGUGGUGAUAAGACUCAUGUUUCAACAAGGGUUAUGGGGACAUAUGGGUACUGUGCACCAGAUUAUGCAAUGACUGGCCAAUUGACAUUCAAGUCUGAUAUUUAUAGCUUCGGGGUUGUUCUUUUGGAGAUAAUCACAGGCAGGAAGGCCUUCGACCAAACAAAAUCUGCUAAAGAAAAAUAUCUAGUUGUAUGGGCAAAGUCCUUACUCAAAGACCGGAGAAGAUUCUCAGAGAUGGCUGAUCCAUUGCUUCAAGGUCAAUAUCCAGUCAGAGGUUUGUAUCAAGCUCUUGCUAUUGCUGCUAUGUGUGUUCAAGAGCAGCCUAAUAUGCGGCCUCCUAUAGCUGAUGUGGUUACAGCUCUAAAUUACCUUGCUUCCCAGAAAUAUGAUCCCCAAAUUCACCCAAUACAAAGCUCUACAAGAGGUCCAUCUUCACCAAGAGGGAGAUGUAGUCGUCAUAGACGUAUUAGUAGUUGUGGUUCUGAGACAGACAGAUCUGGAAGUGGAGAUUAGAAAAAUGGAGUUU